CUACUGCUUCCUGGUUUAUAGCCAGUGGCUACUGCUGCCUGGGUAACGAUUUCCGUGAGGUUGCUGCCUGGUAAACGAUAACUUUUAGACAACAAAACAAACUGUGAAAAGAAGCUGAUUUAAGGUCCGACUGGUAACUACAGACGGAGUGAGGAAAGACAGUGAGACUGUGCUGAGACAGAGAACUUCGAUAGAGGCAUGCUAUUCGUGUGUCUGAGAUCCUGACAGCGGUAUCUUUUUCUAAAACUGCUUUAUAGUGCGGACGUUUCUGGUCUUAUUUUAGUAGAUGUAGAAGAGGAUGAAGUGGCUUUUGCAUCUGAUAUUGGUGACCCUGAGCUUUUCUACACGGGACACAGGCCAAAUCCACUCAGAUGUCUCCAAGAAAGAGGGAGACAAAGUUGUCCUUCAGCCAGGCUUCGUGAAUGAUAUCAUCACCAGUAUAACAUGGAAACAUGGCCCUCAUGACAUCUUGGAUUGGAGUAAAGGCAAGCCUGAAUGCUACGGGGAAUUCAAAGGUCGCUGUACGCUGAACACUACAACUGGAGCGCUGACCAUCACAGACCUGACACUAAAGGACAGCGGGAGGUACACUGUAGAGGUCAACACCAAGGUCUUGAGGACGUCUAUUAACCUGGAUAUCUCUGCUGUUUCUACACCUCCACCUACACCCACUGUCAACUCAAGCUGUGGAAACCCAGUCAGCUUCAACUGCAGUGACAAAGUUGUCAACCCCUCCAGUACCAACAGGCAUAGGUGGUUCAUACUGCCAGUGGUCAUCGUCUGGGUCAUUCUAGUCGGCAUCAUUUACAAACGCAAAAAAGGACAAGAGAACAAAAAGCCUCAAGCCAAUAUCACUAAGCCUGUCCAAGAAUCAUCUAUUCAAGACCAAAAAUCCUCUGUGCAUCCAUUUCCCACCGAUGAAAGAGAGUAUGAACCAUGGCUGGCUGGUAGUGACAAUGUAGAUGGGAAUAAAUUCAUGAAAAUUGACAUUGAGGAUGUGAACACACAAGACAUUCGUCUCUCUGUCGCUGUCCAAGAAUCUUCCAGUCAAGAACAUCCUGUGUGCUCCCAGUGACCAGCCAAGAAGCUCAGAUGUAAAAUUCUUCGUGGGGAAGCCACCUGGAAUGGUUUUCCAGCAGUCUUGAAGGAGGUCCCAGAGGUGUUGAGCACUUAGCUGCACAUCUCAGUUUAUGGCCAGGUCAUGUGACAGCAGCGCUCCAUCACCCUCCUUCUUCUGAGGGCCUUACAGCUUCACUGUCUCCGGACCACCACCACGGGCCUAUGCCACGGCAAAUAAUAAUAAAAAAUAAAUGUGUUUUCGAGUGUGAAUCGACAACAAGUGUUGUCGAUUCACACUCCUAAACAGACCCGCCAUGUUACUCAUAAAAGAUCCACAACGUAUGUUUACAUUUCGCCAAUGCUAAUUUAGCAUAGCAGAUUAUAUGACAGAUGGAUAUUCUUAUAUUGUAUUCAAAAAUCCUUCAUACAGAAAUAUGAUUGUAACUUUUUCCAAGUGAUAUUAAAGAAUUUAGAAUAAAACGUUUUCCCCAGACUAUUUUACCAACUGGGACCAAUACGACGUUAUUUUUAAUAAAUCACUGAGAUUAACAGUCCACAGUUUGGUUUCCUAAUGCUUUCUGCUGUUAUUUAACUGACAGACACUUUCUGUGUGUCUGUAUGUUAGUACGUAUGUUAACUGAUCAGUGUUUAGCUGUAGUGGUCUUGUCAUUUAUAUUUUAGUAAGUUUUUGUUUGCCGUGUGAGCAAACUGAUACAGCAUUACCGAGGCAGAGGCAACUUUCAGACUGAUGAGUUUGUCAAUAAAGUUGGUAGGGGGCGCUGAUUGACGCACCUGUUCAGCUAUUGCAAUGCAGUCUGGGAUUUGUAGUAUCAAUGGUGCAAAAAGCGUGCCUUAUUCUGAUAGAUAUAAAGUAUGCGGGCCACAUACAAUUGUCCCGCGGGCAUUGAGUUUAUAAGAUGUGUGCAAUCAGAAGUAGUCUACAGUUACAUUUGUAUUCUUGAAUCCUUUUGAAUUGCACUUUUUGUUUAAUUUAUUUUAUGUUUGUGGAUAAAAACUGCUACUGAACAAGCUGUUUUUUCCCACAGUGAAGUGUUGAUUGUCAUAGAUUCAGUAAGUGAUGAUUCCCAGCUAAAGGUACAUAAUUAGAUUUUUUUAAAUUCUGUUUUUUUAAAUAUUUCUCAGUAGUUGCACUUUUCUAUUUCACAUAUACAUUUAAUGAGUGGGUCCUCAGCUAAAGCUACAUAUUUGGAGUUUUUUUUUUAACUGCUUCUCAGAUGUUGGACUUUUUUCAUUUGUGUUUUCACAUGAAAGCUCUGAGUCUGUUAAAAAACGCUGCAAUUACUGAAGUGAAGAGUUUUGGUUUGUAUUAAAAUGCAGCGAAUUGAGCGCAAAAGGGAAAGAUCCUUCUCUUGCAUCGCCACUUGUUGGUCGUUUUGUUUUAUCAUUACAUUUGCUGCUUUUGUGUUUUCAUACUGUGAUAUUCUAUUUUACUAUCUCUGGUUCAAACUGCACAAUCUGUUCAUUCACUCCAUUUGAGAAGUUGAACAUUUUCUUUGAUUUGGUUCACAGCUUGUCAUUAAAGGGUGAUGGUGGGUCCUGAAGCCAGACUAGUUGAGAACCACUGCACUAGAUGAAAUCUUUCCUGUCACAGGCCAUAAAUCUGCACAGCUCCUCAUCUGUUUGUGAUACAGGACUGACACAUUUUUACAUGGUAGUUUUUUCAUUGGUAUAAUUUCAUGUAUAUUUUGUAUGUAGAUUUUUCAUUAUUAUGUUGUGAUUAAAGUAUUUAUCUAGCUAGCGA
Mugil cephalus (flathead mullet) is the source of this 2821-nucleotide messenger RNA. RefSeq lists its product as uncharacterized. Bases 299 to 1075 code for a protein of 258 amino acids. The record is from RefSeq and is a predicted model, not a curated record. The transcript has 12 exons. NCBI's taxonomy places the organism in Eukaryota, Metazoa, Chordata, Actinopteri, Mugiliformes, Mugilidae.